AUGAAUGUUGACACGUUGUACAAAGCCUUUAAGGCAGUACUUGCUAGCCGCGAGGUUACUCACCUUCAAGUGGCAACAUCCCUAUGGCAGGUUGAGUGCACAGAGUGUAUGACAGCCUUAAAUCAGGCACUCCACAAGGAGAACAGAGCCCACCUCAAUAUCAAGAAUGAACAGCUGAAGAAGAUCAGAAAUUUCUUUUCUGAGCGCCAUCGCGCAGAAAUUGAUGACAACACAAAUUACCCUCAAGCUGUCUAUGACAAUGAGUGCGAAAUGCUUUACGCCAUCACUACCCAAGCAGACUUGGUCUCAAGAUGCCUGGGUCCAGGUGCCAGGCAUGAAUUACUGGCAUCUACCGGCGAGGGUCCCUACCUACCUCGUUUUUUGUUUUGUAAAGAUCGUGUAAAGUACCCUCAUAUGUACUAUUACAUUAAUUCGCAAUGUGGUCCCCAGCGCAAAAGUAAAGCCAAAGUCCCCAAACCACCACGAGGCUCUGGCCUCAAUCCUUCAGCCCAACAUGGCCAUUCUUACAGGGGCACGCAGAGCACCGGCUUCGAGACCACCCCCCAACAUGGCCAUUCUUACAGUGGCACACAGAGCCCCAGCUUCAACAAUCAAUCCUCCUGGGACUUCUUUCAGAAUCAACCGUCCUUUGAAGCGCCCCCACAGGGCUCAUAUCCCAAUGAACACUACUCAUUCCAGGGUGCUACAGGUAGCACAGCUAGCACGAAUGGCGGGCCCAGCAAGACUCGCAAAGAAACGAGGGAGUCAACAGCCGAUGCCACCAACACCACAGAUGGCUCCCUACCCAACAACCCACCCACAGAUCCCAUCCGCAAUCGAAAGCUCAAUGUCGCAGAUUUCUCUGAUGCCACCAUUAACCAGACGAUGAAGGGCGCGAUGAAACUUGUCACGCGUGAACUAUUUAGCCUGAAUGCGAUGACCAUCAACAAAGCCCUGAAAAAAGCUAUGCUAACAAUGGUUAUUUGGGACUCGUUGCUGCAAUGCUUCGGUCCUAACACAAUGGUCACAAACUUUAUCACCAGUAAACGUCAGGGUGAGGUCACAAACACGUUUACCAUGCCCCCUGUCAUCUAUCGUAAACGAGUGGUUGACAAGAUCGCGAUGGAGGGCAACAGACUCACGUUCAUGCACAUUUACACAUUCGACCAGGACGGUAGAAUCCAAAUCAAGGCAAAAUUCCAGAAUUCGUUUAUAAUGGCCAAUGUCAUUCGAUUUGUUUGGUUCAGCUUGCACCAAGAAUUCCUCAGCAAGACAGAGGAAGAACAACUGGAAAGGAUGAAAUAUAUAUGGGCACUCUCCAGCACUGCUACUUUCUGCAGCUUGGAUGAGCAAUAUGAGAUUCACGUGCAGAUGGAUCCCUUCGGGGGGAUGUCAGGCAACCGGAAGUUUCUCGCUAUUGUGAAAGCGAUGGAUGACUUGAUGGACGACGAGAAGGCAGAAUUUCAUAGGUUUUUGCAGUAUGUGUUGCUGGUUGGACUGACGCAAGCACUGUCCUCGUAG
This is a messenger RNA of Suillus plorans, 1521 nucleotides long. RefSeq lists its product as uncharacterized. Bases 1 to 1521 code for a protein of 506 amino acids. The transcript has 9 exons. The record is from RefSeq and is a predicted model, not a curated record. NCBI's taxonomy places the organism in Eukaryota, Fungi, Basidiomycota, Agaricomycetes, Boletales, Suillaceae.